Molecule: messenger RNA, 1520 nt
Organism: Oryzias melastigma (Indian medaka)
Lineage: Eukaryota; Metazoa; Chordata; Actinopteri; Beloniformes; Adrianichthyidae
Gene: psat1
Product: phosphoserine aminotransferase 1
Exons: 9
Coding region: 140-1246 (368 amino acids)
Biological process (GO): L-serine biosynthetic process
Cellular component (GO): cytoplasm
Molecular function (GO): O-phospho-L-serine:2-oxoglutarate transaminase activity; pyridoxal phosphate binding
Source: RefSeq, a predicted model, not a curated record
AGCACGUUAUGCAAGCUUUUCACCGGCUGUGAGUCCAGACUGAGGGAGACCCUCUCACACUGCGGCGCACGCGGGCACAAACAGCAUCACCUUCAUCACCUUCAUCACCUCACCAUCACGCCGCAGUUUGCUAAAAGCCAUGGAGAAGAAACGAACCCUCAACUUUGGCGCCGGACCCGCAAAACUGCCUCAGUCUGUUCUUCUCCAAGCGCAGAAGGAGCUGCUGGACUACAGCGGCAUCGGUAUUAGUGUUCUUGAGAUGAGUCACCGUUCCUCAGACUUCAACAAAAUCAUCAACAAGACAGAAAGUCUUCUGCGAGAGUUGUUAAACAUCCCAGACAACUAUAAGGUGCUGUUCCUGCAGGGUGGGGGGUCCGGACAGUUCAGCGCCGUUCCUCUCAACCUGAUUGGGCUCAAAGAGGACCGAUGCGCCGACUACAUCGUGACCGGCACGUGGUCGGCCAAGGCGGCUAAAGAAGCAGAGAAGUACGGCAAAGUCCGCGUCGUCCACCCGAAGAUGGACAGUUACACCAAAAUUCCCGAGCCCAGCAGCUGGACCCUGAACCCCUCGGCCUCAUACGUGUACUACUGCUGCAACGAGACCGUGCACGGCGUGGAGUACCACUUCACUCCCGAGACCAACGGGGCGGUACUCGUCAGCGACAUGUCCUCCAACUUCCUGUCGCGACCUGUAGACGUGUCGAAGUUUGGACUCAUUUUCGCCGGCGCUCAGAAGAACGUGGGUUGUGCUGGUGUGACCGUGGUCAUCGUGAGGGAAGAUUUGAUAGGCCACGCCCUGAAAGAGUGCCCCAUCGUUCUGGACUACAAGGUGCAGGUGGAAAUGAACUCCCUGUACAACACUCCUCCAUGUUUCAGCAUUUACAUCAUGAGUCUCGUUCUGGAGUGGAUCAAGAACAAUGGUGGCAGCGCCGCCAUGGAGACGCUGAACAAGCAGAAGUCCUCCAUCAUUUAUGACAUCAUCAACGCUUCAAAUGGUUUCUAUGUGUGUCCUGUAGACUCGGCCUGUCGAAGCCGCAUGAACGUUCCUUUCCGAGUCGGCAAGAAAGAAGGAGAUGAGGCCUUGGAAAAGAAGUUUCUGGAAGGAGCAUCCAAACGUGGAAUGAUCUCACUGAAAGGACACAGGUCGGUGGGAGGAAUGCGGGCGUCUCUGUAUAACGCCGUAACGCUGGAGGACACUGAAGCUCUGGCGGACUACAUGAGGGAAUUCCUCAAAGAGCAUCAAUGAAUGCAGAUGGACUGCUCCAUCAUACUGUAGAACUCAACUUUAGCUUUAACAUAAAAUAAAAACUUUAGAUUUAGUUAAAAAUUGAUUUUGGAUUGGGAACAUUGAAGAUCCAUCCUUUUUUUUAAAUCAAAGCCAUCAUUAGAUAAGAUCUUUUCUUACAUAAAUGUUUAGAAGAACUUAAAAAAAUGUUUAGACUAACAUCAUUGUAAUGUAAAAAAGUCACUUAAAAUAUGUAAAUUUACAAACUAAUAAAUGAUUUUGCGUCUCGCUUAAA